Molecule: messenger RNA, 2753 nt
Organism: Diabrotica virgifera virgifera (western corn rootworm)
Lineage: Eukaryota; Metazoa; Arthropoda; Insecta; Coleoptera; Chrysomelidae
Gene: Blot
Product: sodium-dependent nutrient amino acid transporter 1-like
Exons: 12
Coding region: 303-2714 (803 amino acids)
Biological process (GO): sodium ion transmembrane transport
Cellular component (GO): membrane
Source: RefSeq, a predicted model, not a curated record
UGAUUCCAUGCAUUCGAUUCGAUAUAGCAAUCAACACAAACCAGUUGACGGUAACGCGUACCCGCGACAACAUCUAUUCAAUCGAGUACUCACUGGUAGUACUUAGUAAACAAAAUAAUACACGUUCGGUGUUCCUCUUAACAAUUGCCGAGAUUUUCUCAUGUCAUUCAUCCAUUUUGUAAUUAUGUUAAUAGAUCUUUGUUGGAGGCUCUCAUAAUAAUGUGAAAAAGAGUGCCAAGUGAACGUGAAAAGUGUGUGUGCAUAUCUAUUAGAGAUAAAUAGAAAAUACGUUUUUAUUCAAAAUGCGAGGAAAGUGGAGCAAUAACCAACAGCUUAAUGGUCAUUCGACUAUUCCUAGAAGCGCAGACUUAGAAAAUAUAAAAUUCAAGCAUCUUCAACAUAGUCCAUCUUUAAGAGCCAUCAAAGUAUACAACGAUUUGCCCGUCGAAGGGAACUUUCAAAAUGACAUCGAUCUACGGUUAUACACGCCGCAGAAAUACGAUACCAACAGUAUGUCAAGAAUAUCUGUUGGAAGCAGUAAAGGAUACAGUGAUCAACACUUUUACGAAUAUAUCAACGGAGGUGGGACGAUGUCCAUUGCAUCGGGAUCAAUGGAUCUUAAUGGAUCGGAGACCAACGAGAUGGGGUCUACAGCCAAAUUAGUCCCUCCGAAAAUAGAGCAGUCAUGUCAGACGAUGAUGUACUAUAUAUCCACAACACUUUGCACAAUGUCCAUGGCACUAGGAUUAGGAAAUUUGUACAGAUUGCCACAAACGACGAUGAUACGUGGUGGACUACCAUUUUUAAUAGCACAUUUAAUAUUAACUAUUUUUAUUGGACUGCCACUUCUUUUCCUUGAGUUAGGAAUUGGACAGCUUGCACAGGAGGGGUUUAUUAAAUCUUGGAGGGUCGUACCGUUCUUUAGAGGAAUUGGAUAUGUAAAAUUUUUGGCUGGUUAUAUGCUAAGUAUUUACUAUCCUUUAUAUAUGGGAAUAUCACUCUAUUUUGUAAUUUGGAUUGCGAAAGGAUCGAUACCUUUAUCGGAAUGUUCCAGUGGAGUGAAAAUUACAGAGGAUGGAUACUCACAUUAUGGCAAAGACGGACAAAAAUGUUUAAGGUCCACAUUUUUAAAGUCAGCCUUUGAAGACCCUUAUUGGUUUGGGAUAUUCGCUUCGAUAUUAUUUGCCAUAUGGGCAAUAACUGCCCUACUGACAAUAAGCAAGACAAAAAGCUUUAUCAGAUCACUAGUUUUAUUAAUUUUCCCAACUUUAGCAUGUCUCAUAGCGCUCUUUGUGAAAUCAGUGAUGUAUGAGUCUGAAUUGAUAUACUUUUAUACCAAAGCCGACUGGAGUUUACUGGAAAGUGCAAACGUAUGGUAUUAUGCAGCUAUUCAAGUAUUUUUCUCAUCCACUGUUGGCUUCGGAUCAUUUGUUACAAAUGCAGGAAUAAUUUACAAUAAAGUCAAUCCAUUUUGGACUGCUAUUGGAUAUUGUACGAUAAAUAUCAUUUUUGGUAUUGGUUCGACUAUUAUCUCCCAAUCUUUAGCACGUCACACAAAUGUAAAUAUAACAGCAAAUAAGGAUGACAUAGCAGAACUGAUGCUAGUCUCUGUCAUUUACGAUAUUGGAAGUGCGAGCACUGCCACUGAUAAAAAAGUAUGGAUAAUUGUUAUAUUUAGUUUAUUUAUAUUAUCUGGAUUUAUAACUAUGGCAACAAUGACGUACACAUUACUGAAAGCCAUAACUGUCGGAAGUAGAGCAAGACUGAGUUGGUGGCAAGCCAGUAUUCUUUUAAGUGCUUCUGGAUUUAUCUUCGGAUGCGCCAUAUUACUUAAAGAAGACUUUGACAUCGUUCAUCUACUAGAUCACUACAUCGUUGGAAAUCUCAUCCUGAUAACAGCCAUUCUAGAAGUAUUAACAUUACUGGCAUUUUAUGGUGUCGACCGAAUUAGAUCAGACUUCGAGUUUAUGCUUGGACACAUUUUAUCUCACUUCUGGCUUAUAUUAUGGUGGAUCGCCCCACUUGUCCUGACUGGCUUGUUCGCAUGGGGAAUGGUAACAUUGCCACUGGAGGGCAUUUACAAAGAUGAUCCAAUCUGGCUGUACGGUGUUGGGUGGGGAGUUGUUCUAACAGCCAGUUUGCUUAUAUUUGUUACUGGAUUCUACGUGGUAAAGAAACAGGAUGGAUAUACAUUCAUAGAGAGAUUUAAAACAUCAUUCAGGCCGUCAAAGAACUGGGGACCAAAGGACCCAAUAAGCCGACACAAUUGGGUCCAAUGGAAUAGCAAAGCUCAAUCUGGCGAAAGAGAUUUUACAUUAAAAAGAAAAGGUACGAAAGACUAUACCAAAUCCAUAAAACGAACUAAAAAGUUAGCUGUAGCUGAAGCAUUUAAAGAAAAGGAGGAGAAACUUGAAAAGCAAAGCACAAAUACAAGCAAUGGAACUAACAUUUAUUCUGAACUAAACGAAUCCAACAACAUACAUAAAAAACCUCAUAGGAAUGAAAGACCUCCAUAUAGAGUUGUUUCUCUUUCAGAUGCCAAUUUUGUUCAGUUCAACGGCAGAAAAAAUCCGUUGGCAAGAAGGGAAGUGGUUUCGAUGCCUGUGGAUGAAUAUGGAACAUUUCGAAAAGGUCCUUAUGUUAUAGAAGAUGAACAGGUUGACCAUGUUUGUUUUAGAAAAAUAAGUGAUCAUGAAGAUGCCACAGAAUUAUAGUUGUAUUUAUAUUUUGUAUAAUAAAAUUUUAUAUUUUUA